CAGAGUUCGACAGACUUAAAUCUUGAAGGUGUCAAUCGAUCUAUGUCUGUUCAGUCCUGUUAGGAAAAUUACAGUCGAUCCAAAAAUGGGUGACUCUGUAACUUGGAUGGCUCCAUUCAAGGGCUUGUUCAUCCUCUGGCUCUCCUUCCAAUUUGGCAUGUUAGUUUGUGGAGGGAGAAAUAAACUUGACUAUUCAUUCCUUGAAACCUCUCCAAUAGUGACAGGUGCACAACCAGUAGGUGUUUGCUAUGGAAUGCUAGGCAACAAUCUGCCACCCCCAAAUGAAGCUGUGGAUCUCCUCAAGAGAAAUAACAUUCACAGGAUCAGACUUUAUGCUCCAAAUGAUGCUGUCAUCCAGGCUCUGAAAGGCUCCAACAUUGAACUCAUACUGGGUGCCAAUGAAAUUCAACGCCUAGCGUCGGACCCCGGCGCUGCGCGCGACUGGGUGAACCACUAUGUGCUGAACAACAGGGAUGUGAGGUUCAGGUAUAUUGUGGUGGGUAAUGAAGUAAGCAUGAAUGAAUGGCCGUUUGUUCUCCCUGCCAUGAGAAACAUUUACAGUGUAAUCGAGUCAGCUGGGUUACAGAACCAAAUCAAGGUUUCAACUGCGAUUUACUCAGCAGUCCUCACAGAUACCUACCCUCCUUCCAGAUCAGUUUUCAGACCUGAAUAUCUGCAAUUCUUGCAGCCAAUAGUUGGCUUCUUGGCGGAGAAGAGGGCACCACUGCUUGCUAAUCUGUACCCUUACUUCAGCUAUAUCAAUGACCCAACAAACAUUAGGCCUGAGUAUGCCUUGUUCACUGCUCCAUCAGUUACGGUGCAGGAUGGUCAGUUUGGAUACCAGAACCUGUUUGAUGCCCUGGUGGAUUGUGUGUAUGUGGCACUUGAGAAGGUGGGUGGAUCCUCUGUGGAAGUUGUGGUAACCGAAACUGGUUGGCCGAGUGCUGGUGAUUUUGCAUCAAGCACGGAAAAUGCACAGACUUAUUUGAAUCGGCUGGUUCAACAUGUGAACGGAGGGACUCCCAGGAGGCCUGGUAGGCCUAUUGAGGCUUACAUAUUUGCAAUAUUCGAUGAAAAUGCUAAGUAUGGGCCAGAAUCGGAGAGACACUGGGGGAUCUUCUAUCCAAGCAAACAGCCUAAGUACCAACUCGGUUUCACUAAUUCAGAGCCAUAGAUGGCUUUUCCAAGUGGUGUUCUGAUAUUUUUCAAUAAGAGGGAUAGACUUGUAUCCCAUUAUUUAGUGGCCUAUGGGCCAAUAUGGACUUUAUUUUCCUUUCUUUUGAACUAUGUAUAUGUAUGCCAUAUAUAAAGGAUAGUAACCAUAAAAGAUACAUUAAUAAA
Messenger RNA from Nelumbo nucifera (sacred lotus), 1341 nucleotides. RefSeq names its product glucan endo-1,3-beta-glucosidase-like. Gene Ontology annotation, molecular function: hydrolase activity, hydrolyzing O-glycosyl compounds. The record is from RefSeq and is a predicted model, not a curated record. Gene Ontology annotation, biological process: carbohydrate metabolic process. NCBI's taxonomy places the organism in Eukaryota, Viridiplantae, Streptophyta, Magnoliopsida, Proteales, Nelumbonaceae.